CACACGCUUCGCGCUCCUUCCAGCCUUCUAUGGCCUCAGAUGGAGUACUCGCGAACCUUGUCUUACCUUUUUGCGCAGAUCAUGUCCACCAAGCUAUGCCAGUGUCCUUGCCUACUUUGAGAUGUGUCCGUCUCGCGCUCCUCGGCAUGUCGAAAGUCGCAUCUAGCAUGGAAGGGUGUGCUUUCUAUCCAGUAUAUUGGUUGGACAUCGGCAACUGCGAGAUCAGAAACUCGGACCGUGCCACUCGAAGGGCGAUCUCUGGCGCGAGGGUCACCUCUUCAUCAUUUUCCUCCUUAUCGCGUGCAGUCGUGUAGUGUGUACAGCCAAGGUAUCGAAUCGUGAUUGCACAGAUUGCAAACCGUAACGAAGCAGGGCUUCUCACCACGUC
Molecule: messenger RNA, 388 nt
Organism: Acaromyces ingoldii
Lineage: Eukaryota; Fungi; Basidiomycota; Exobasidiomycetes; Exobasidiales; Cryptobasidiaceae
Exons: 2
Coding region: 96-314 (72 amino acids)
Source: RefSeq, a predicted model, not a curated record